Cololabis saira (Pacific saury) is the source of this 1382-nucleotide messenger RNA. It is a transcript of the gene leng1, whose product is annotated as leukocyte receptor cluster (LRC) member 1. The record is from RefSeq and is a predicted model, not a curated record. Lineage: Eukaryota; Metazoa; Chordata; Actinopteri; Beloniformes; Belonidae. The transcript has 5 exons. Bases 216 to 1055 code for a protein of 279 amino acids.
GGUCUGCUGCUUCCUGUUUACUGCUGCAGAGGCAAAAACCACAAACGAGUCAAAAUCUUCAUCUUUUACUUUUGUCAAACUUAAAAGAAUAGUUUGAUAAACUACUCGAAAGAAAGAAUGGUUUGUUGAGGAAGAAAAAAAAAAGAUACUGAUUUAGUUCAGUUGCCGCGAGACCUCCGAGUAACCUACAGUUCAAAACCGUUACCAAGGCAACGAUGAACAUCCUCCCGAAGAAGAGUUGGCACGUUCGCAACAAGGACAACGUCGCGCGCGUGAGGAAGGAUGAAGCGCAGGCAGCGGAAGAGGAGCGCGAGGCCCAGCGGCGUGUGGAGCGGGCCGAGCAAGAGGCACGAACGGAGUUUCUGAGAAGAAAAUCCAGAGCUGCUCUUCAGUCUCCAGGAGAAGGAAAAGUCAAUGAUGAUGAACUAAAUGGAGGAAGUCUAGAACAUCUUAAUCUUUUUCCUCUGGAGGAGUCUUCGGAGAAGAAGGGAAAUGAAGAGUAUCUAAGAGAAAAGAAAGAAGAAAAGGAGAAGCAGGAACGGUCCAUUGGCUUACUUGUGUCUUUAGGACCCCAACCAGGAUCAGAGGUGACUCCAUGGUACCUGAAGAACAAAAAAGACAUAGACAAAAAAGAACAGAAGACAGACAAAAAAGACACAGAAAAGAACAAGGGAAUAAGUGAAGAGGAAAAAGAGAAGAGAGAUCGUAGACUGAAGGACAGUUUGGAUCCUUUGAAAGACAUGAAGAAAGCUAUGGGUGUGCACUACAAAAAGGAGCACAAGAGCAAGAAAAAGGAAAAAAGAGACAAAGGGGAAAUGGGAAGCAGUGGAGAAAGCUCCAUAGAAAGGUUGCGUGCUGAGCGUCUACAGAGGGAAGCUGAAGAAAGGAGGAGAGCCCAGGCUCUUCUCGACCAGCGGAGUGGUAAAAGGAAGGAUCCAGGGAGGGAAGUUGAUGAGAGGGAGAGGCCUUACAACAGUGCUUACUUCCCAGAACUGGCCCGAAAGCGGCAAAGGCGGGAUCGGGAUUCGUGGAGAGAUGAGAUUCUGAAAUCUUGAGCUUUCUUGGCAAUGAAAGACUAUGAUGUGUUGAAUGUUUAAAUGGCAAUUAGUGUGACGUUUCUGCAUGAAGCUAAAUCAUGUGAUAUGUAAGUCCUGUGUAAAAGAUUCUGAUGUAAAAAAAGUUGGUAAUUUGUCACACUGAUCAGAUCUUAAUAGAUGUUUUGUUUCGCCUUAAAGGGAAACUUGCGGGAGCAAUGGUGGUCAUGUUGAGCUGCAGUUGCAUCUGCCCCUGCAGCGAUUCACUCAUGAGCCCGUCAGCAGGGCAGAUGGUUGCCAUCACAGGGGGUUUGAGGCUCAGGCUGUCAAAUAGAAAAACACUGAACC